AUCAUAUUUAUUUUGUGUUUGAUUACGGAUUAUUAAUCCCUGGAUAAUUCUCUUCUGAACCAAACAACCCCUUAAGAAAGAAGCUAUGACAAAGAAAGAGAUGCACCUUUUCUCUUAUUGUUGCUUAAACCACUUGAUUUUACAAAAUAAUUAUUAUUAGUUUUUAUUUUCCUAUUUUUAAUAGGAAGAAUUCCACUUCAAAUCAUUAGCAGUACUUUUUUCUAUUUUUUAUUUUAUAAUUCAACAAGAUAAAUUGAAAUGUAUACGUGGUAAUUUUUUUUUUUUUUAAAUACAAACUUGAUAAUAGUUGAAAGUGAAUGCACCACAAUUUACCGAUUCGAAUUUGAAAUUAAUUGACAUAGAAAAAUUUAAGAAGUCAGUAUGAACUCAUCAAUGAGUGCUCUAAUUGAGGUUGUUCCUAUCCUUAACUCUUGAAUUUUGACUACUGUAAAUCUCUUGUUUUAAAUUUUUUACCAUUUUCAAUUCUUGAUUUUUGAUUUGCUGUAAUCUCUUGUUUUAAAUUUAUUACUAUUCUCAGUUCCUGACUUUUGAUUUGCUGUAAUCUCUUGUUUUAAUUUUGUUACUAUCAUCAAUUAUUUGAAUUUUGAUUGCUAUAUUCUCUUAUUUUUAAGGCUGUUCUUUUUAUUUUUAUUUUUUUAUGACAGUUGUGUCCGGGCUAGUUUGCGCGUACCUCUUGUUUUAAGCCAAAGCAUUUCACUUGUUUGAUAUUUUGGUGAGUGUUAAUCUCUGCUUUCAAGGGUUAGUUUUUUGUGAGAAAAAAAAGUCUUUGUUGAUAUAAACCUCUCUCAAUUGUUUUCUUGAUUUAUUGUUUGAUGUGUAGUGUAUGUAAUAAAUUUGAUGCAAAAAGUAGGUGCCCUUUUCAUGUAGAACAAUCAAAUUGGUUUAUUUUGAUUAUACCGAGGGGCGGAGCCACUUAUUGGGAAGGGGGUCCAAUUGAAUUCCCUUCGUAUACUUCGUAAAUAGGGUAAAAAUAAUUUUUUAUAUAUAUAUAAACGAUUGAAUCCCCUUGACAUAAGAGAAACUUCUAGUGUUCUAGUAAAGGGGUUCAAAAUUAAUUUUAAGUCGUAGAUUCAAAUUCCAAAUGCGUCAUUCUUAUAGUUUUUUGAAUCCCCUUACGAAAGUUCCUGGCUCCGCCACUUAUUAUACCAUUGAAUCUAUUACUUUGAUGGUCAUGCAUGUUUCCAUGACAACUGAAGUUUCUCUAUCUCGUAUCUACUUAAGGGAGCAUUUGCAACACUUGAGGGUAAGAGUUGAAAAUACUCCUGAACGGAUGGUUGAGAGUAUUGUGUCCGUGAUCCGGGGACUGCAGGAAACAACAGCAGCGUUGACUUUCUUGAUUCAAAAUAAUCUUGCUCUCAUGAUUCCAGAAAGUGAUGAUGAAUUGGAAGACGAAGAAGAUGAAGAUGAUGAGCAGGGUAUUUUUCCUUCUGAGGAAUUAUUCAAACUACACAGGUAUCUGAAAAAUGUUAAUGCUGGAUGGAGAGCAAGAGCUUUUGAUUUAAGCAUUAAGCUGCAUAAGUACGAGUCAUCAACAUCUCUUGAGAGCAACGAGAACUGCUGCAUAUGCUUGGAUGACUACUGCGACGGGGAAGAACUCGCAAAAACUGAUUGUGGCCAUCUAUACCAUGUUGAUUGUAUUAAAAAGUGGAUCGAGCGCAAUAACUCUUGCCCCAUUUGCAAGAGGGAUGCAUUGGCUAUUCUACACUUAUAAUCCGUGCACUCUGUGCUCGCCAGCUGCAGUAAUCAGUUACAGUUUGGCUGGGUGAACCGACUGGUGGCGUCUUUCUGCAUCUGGUUGUUUGAUGUGCUCAAGAGAGUUGAGCAGAACUUAAAAAUAAGGAACCGUUCUCAGAUAGAGAAAACAAUGGUUUUUAGUUCUUCUAUUUUUAGUAAGUUUGAUGCUUUUUCUUGCUUUUCGAUGAUAAUAAGAUUUAGCCAGACCUCGAAGCUAAACAUAACUUACUACUCAUGUUGGUUUUGAGUAGCUUAUAUCACAAAUUUGGUUUGUUGGAUA
Nicotiana attenuata is the source of this 2035-nucleotide messenger RNA. RefSeq names its product E3 ubiquitin ligase BIG BROTHER-related-like. Gene Ontology annotation, molecular function: ubiquitin protein ligase activity. Lineage: Eukaryota; Viridiplantae; Streptophyta; Magnoliopsida; Solanales; Solanaceae. The record is from RefSeq and is a predicted model, not a curated record. The transcript is spliced from 7 exons. Bases 1103 to 1732 code for a protein of 209 amino acids.